Trematomus bernacchii (emerald rockcod) is the source of this 2660-nucleotide messenger RNA. Its product is annotated as cyclic AMP receptor-like protein A. The transcript is spliced from 13 exons. The record is from RefSeq and is a predicted model, not a curated record. Gene Ontology annotation, molecular function: G protein-coupled receptor activity. Gene Ontology annotation, cellular component: plasma membrane. The coding region runs from base 74 to 1126 and encodes 350 amino acids. NCBI's taxonomy places the organism in Eukaryota, Metazoa, Chordata, Actinopteri, Perciformes, Nototheniidae. Gene Ontology annotation, biological process: adenylate cyclase-activating G protein-coupled receptor signaling pathway; cell surface receptor signaling pathway.
GCAAGAAAAGGCGACAGCAACACAUCAACAAAUUGAAGCGAAUUAAUAAAAAAAUAAACCAUUGUGACUAAAAAUGGACAGUCAAAACUCAAAGUCUACGAGUAACGAUUCACGCUGCGUGUUUUUUAAUACAGAUUCAGAAGACUAUCGAUGCGUGGUGAUUUUAACAGUAAAACGAGCCACAGGAACCUUCUCCUUAGUAGGAUGUAUUUUCAUGCUCCUUGUGAUCUGGCUACUUCGCAGAUAUCACUCUUUGGCUCAGAAGAUGAUCCUCAGCCUGACUGUAGCUGCCUUCUUCGAUAGCGUAGCAUAUGUCAUGGGUGAUUCACAUCCAGAGGGAUCGCUUUGUGACUUCCAGGCCUGCUGGCUAACUUACUUUGACUGGAGUGCCUUGGCCUGGGUUUGCCUCAUCACAGUGAACCUGUACCUCAACCUGGUCCAAGAAAUCAGCACCAACAGAUAUGAGAAGUUGUACCAUCUGAUGGCGUGGGGGGUGCCUCUAGUCAUGGCCUCUUUGCCGCUGCUGAAGGGAUACUACGGCCCCGCGGGAGCCUGGUGCUGGAUCACAGACGAUCACGUAGCCUGGAGAUUUGGGAUAUGGUACGUGCCGUUGUUCAGCCUCAUCUUCCUGAUGAUCUGCUGCUACGCCAGGAUAAUCUGCGUGGCCAAUGCGAGGAUGCAGUCAUGGUUGGGAACCUUCAACCCGGAGAGAGAGAGACGAAAGGUUUCCUUGGCCGAGGAGAUCAAACCGUUGAAGUGGUAUCCCUCCGUUUACCUGGUGGUGUCCAUCUUCCCCCUCAUCAACAGACUCCAUAAUGCCUUCUACCCAAAGGAUCCAUCCUUCUCGCUCACCCUGUUGCACGUCCUGUCAGCACCACUCCACGGCUUGGCCAACGCCUUUGUCUUCGGCCUGGACAGGGAUUGGUGGAGCCUACUGAGUCCUACUGGCAUGCAGCUGGCUCUGCAGUCCCGGCUGUGUGACAGGACUCUGAUUGGAGAGUACCACCCCGGGGCGGUGCGCUACACACAGGCUGACCUGGUCGACCUCAGCGAUGACGACGACGACAAUGACACCAACGUGCUCUUCUACUCCCCCGACAUGACCCUGAAAGACCGAGGGCCCUGAGAGAGAGCCGGAGAGAAUAAGAGAGAGGGGGAGAGAGAGAUAGAGGGAAGAGCCGGAGGAUAGGAGCACGAACGAGGGUCACAGCCAGAGAGAGACGCAGCGGAUUAGAAACUGAGAGAGAGAGGAACAAGAGGUAGAGAGGGAAUGAAAGGGAAGAUUGGGGGGACAGUAAGGCAGAUAGGAGGCGGAGAUGAGCUGUCAGGUUCCAUUAUUAAUCCCCAUCCUUUACUAUUUAAUAUCCUAAAGACACACACACACACACACACACAUAGCGAGCAGAGCUGCAGCUCCCUGCUAUACUACUAUGGGAGAGGAGCAAGACAGGAUCGGCUCUAAAGAUCCUCCUAAUGUCAAAGGCAUCUGCUGCAUCCCAAAGGUUUUAAAACAAUUUCCCCUCUCUGCACUGCCUUCUUCACUCCUGCAUUCUGCAGUGUUUUGGCACACCGCAAAAGUGAAAGGGGGGGGGGGAAAGGAACGACUGAAAGGCAAUCAUAAUAAGGUGUUAGUUUAGCAUUCAGAGCAAUUACCUUUUCACUUCUCUGCAGGGGAUGAAGUGAAAGCAGGCCUUUUUAAAAAGCACCCUGUGUGUCAGAAGGGAAUCAUCUACGGUUCUGGAUCUGAACAAUUGUCUCCGUGAUAGGGGCAGGGUGGGGUACAGUGAAAAAAACAAGAGGGGGGUUAAAAAACAGUGAAGAUGACUUGGUAGGGCAAGUAAGUCUCACGACAGUUCUUAUGUUUUUCUCCUUGCAUAUGACUUUAUUGUUCUAGCAACUUACGCACAAGUAUUACUUUGAACGGUUGUUUUGUAUUUGAAUGAAAUUCUACAUGUGUUUGUUAUACUGUAUUUAUCACUGUACCAUAUAUAUUUAAGUGUACACUCUAUUUUUGUACGUGCCUUGGACUGGAAUGUGUCCAAACCUGCUGCUCUCACAUGACAGUUUAAAUACAUAGCCUUAUGGACAACUACAAAACAUGUAUUGUUAAUCAGUCAACACAAACACACACACACAUACAGACACACGUGCUCUCUCGAAAGUCCCUGUCAAAACAGGUCCAAAUCGAGGGCACACACACACAUGCACACAUGCCAUAGCAACAGCCUUUGAUGGUUCAUCACCUCCUGGCCCUUGUCAGAGGUGCUGAGGUGUGAUUGGCGGGAUAAUGGAGUCGCUUUAUAUUCAACCUCAGCCCAUUUGGUAUUUCCACACAUCGUGGUGGUUUCAUCACUGUCUGUGCGAGCUGCCGGCUGUCAGCUGCCUCUCUGACAGGUUGAACUAAUGAACCCACACUUGACCCUUUUUACCCUUGGGUUUUUGAACUUUUCUGCUCGGCGUCAAUGACACAAGAGCGCAACUUUAGAUUGCAGUUUACAGAGCCCCACCACUGUGUUAUAUACACACACACACACACACACACACACACACACACACACACACACACACACACACACUGCCCAAACCCCAUUUUAGGCACUGUUGCUGGUUUUACUUGACUGUGCACUCCAUCAAAUAAAUGAGCAGGAGAGACAUUUCAU